Molecule: messenger RNA, 2950 nt
Organism: Anopheles aquasalis
Lineage: Eukaryota; Metazoa; Arthropoda; Insecta; Diptera; Culicidae
Cellular component (GO): membrane
Source: RefSeq, a predicted model, not a curated record
CCUUUUUGGCGCAUGCGUGUCGCAGUCAAUUCGCUGUAAACGGUAGGCUUGUUGGCGAGAAUCCUAUCAAUAAAAUUCCAGUGCUGAUUGCCACGAGCUACAACAGGGCGCCGCGGUAGACGAGAACCUGCUGCAUAAAUGCUUUGGCUCAGGGAAGGAAAGCACCGAGUUGCAGGUUUGGAUGCCGCGUUCGUCGACUGAAAAGCUGCUUGUGCUGGUGGUUAAUCGUCCCACGAGGGUGUUUAUAAACGGUGAAAAGUGAAAAAAUGUCGUUCAUUCUCCGCAGUAUACCGGAUUGAACAUACCACCCGCGGUGAAUUACUGAUAACAGCUGCUGUACCCCACGCCAUACACGUAGGCGGGUUUGUGCUGUUAACCCGUGCGCCAAAGCGGAAGUGCCUCUAGUAGUUGGUGCACGAAAAACCACUGAGAACAACUCCGAGCUUGGCCUGUCCUAGCUGCUGUUUGCUCAAGGUGCCGUUCUCGAUGUGAAAAUGACCUUCUGCCGUGUUCGGUUAUCCCUUCUGACAAUAUGGAACAUCUUUCUGGUGCUGCCGAUUGUUUCGUCGGACCAUGACUACAUGCCAGGCUAUCACCGACGGCUUCAUCCGGCAUCGUACACAAACAAAGAUGUUCAAGAAAUCUCAGAUGGCGUGGUAAAAACGAUUAACAUAUUAAUAGAAGAACAAGCGAGGCGCCGAUUCCUGGAGCAUCUGCAACAACUUCGCGCCAGUGGCAGUAACAGUCUUCCUGCGCCGUCUCACCGUGUUCAGGAUGAUUUGUCGGAACAGCAUCGCCCUACCUACAGUUACCAGUUGCCGCUCAGUAACCAGAUCAAUCCGAAUGAACCGAUCCACUUUGCCGUUGGUCCAAACGAUCCAAGGUACUAUGAUAAAACCGAUGAAAUGCUUUCCGGCGAAAGCUUGGAGUCGGUUGGCAUUUACCCACAAGAAGAUCAAAAAGGACCAUCCGUGAAUGAAGGAGGAAACGCCCGUCUUUCUGCUCCGCUACUACCAAUCCAACCUAAGAUUGGUAAGGGAGGUCACGGUCGGAAUCGUUCCAAUGCAGCAGUUGGCGCCGGAAUCGAAAGCAGCUUCACAGAUCGUACCAAUUCGAAUACAGUUGUGCAACAGCCGAUAGAACUCGGUAACCGAUUUGGCAUGUACCUUAUUGCGAUGAUAGCCGGUGUAAGUGCGGCCGUUACUGUUGCUCUGAUAUCGGUCGCUUUUGGUUGGUACACGCUACACAAGCGUAAUAAGGCUGCUGCUGACGUCGAAUAUCCGGCCUACGGUGUAACCGGGCCGAAUCGCGACACAUCUGCAGCCACUGCAGCCGCUGCCGGUGACCGCAAACUGGCACAGAAUGCCCAAAUGUAUCAUUAUCAACACCAAAAGCAGCAAAUCAUUGCAAUGGAAAACACUACCCGUAGCUCCAUACACUCAGAGCAGCCGAGUGAGGAUGAAAACGAGGAAGGUGAUUACACUGUCUACGAAUGUCCUGGAUUGGCACCGACGGGUGAAAUGGAGGUCAAGAAUCCGCUCUUCCUCGAAGAUGCCCCCGGAGGGGGAAUGUCGCUACAAGCUUCGCUCAGUGGCGAUGGUCCUGCGGUCGGUGCGCAAUAUGUAGAGAAGGCCGUUCAACCACAAACUCGCACCAAUAACAAAUAAUUUGUUGAGGGUGCCUGAGAACUACCCACACAACAGCAGCUUAGCAACUUUCAAACUCAGUUCUGUCCAUAGCUGCGCGCGAAGCGUUUACUUGAAAAAACCUAAGCCCUCCAACUUAUAACUUUUCUCGAAUUUAAAAUUCAAUCAGAACGUCACUUUACAUAAAAUUUUGUUUUUACAAAUGCUGUCUUGGAAGGCCUAAACUAGCACGGGUUACAUUUUCUCUCACUUUUCGAUUCUUUUUACUUCAAACGAUACAUGCUUUCAUAUCUUCAACGAAUCAAUUGCCUAAACGCAUCAUGAUGUUCCAUAGAGAUUCUGAACAAUUUCCACGAAUCAAUAUGACAAUUAUUGGACAGAUGGAACGAGCAUAAUGGGUAGUACAUUUGUACGAUUACUGUAAACCAAAGUUGAAUUAUGCAGUAAUGGAAGGAAGUGAAGGGAGAACACCGAAAGUGGGUGUGUAGACAACAAUUCCACACAUCCACACACAAACAUACAUAGCCACACACAGGCAUGAUUAUCUAUUAAUAUAUAAAUAUAUAUACACUUAUAUAUAUUCAUAUAUCAAUGUUAAAGAAAUUGUAUGAAAUCAGAGAUUUAUUCUUGUCAGGCACUGUGCAAUUACGUGGAGAAAGUGAAGAAGAAACAGGAGAGACAGCAACGAUCCCAUAUAAAAUGUGCAGAGAAAAAAACUAUUGUUGCAAGUGAAGAGGCUAUAGUCAAAUCAAACGGUCGAAUAGGUUGGAUAGAACGCAAGGUAAACAAUUGAUAAAAAAAGGAUGAUUGUGAUAGACAAAGAGGAAACGCUAGCAGGGGAAAGAUUAUUUUAUGAUCCAGUCUAGAAUAGUACCAAAGACGGACGAGGUCGCUGCAUCCUGUAUUACUACUAACUUUAAGUGCAAUAUGGUAUCACGAACGUGUCCGAGGCCCACAUCGCAUUGGCAACGCAUCUAGCACGCACGCAGAAGCUGUCUCAGCAAAGCACUUCCCAAUUGAACGUCUAUUAACCACGAUCCUACGAUGAGCAGUGCUGCAGUGCUAUUGAGAUCUCACGGGGGGAGCCCUUUUAACCAAAACAUGUCGCACUCCUAUCAUUUCUCGUUUCAGGUAAACCCAAAUACCCAUUUUAACCCAUCUGUAACUAAAAAAGAGUACCGCAACAAACAAUCCUCUUGAUCUCCCAUAGUUUAAAGUGAUGCUCUUGCUAGAGUAUAUAUUUGAUAAAAUUGUCUACUUCUGGAAACAUUUAUUGGUGAAAAUAAUAAAUAGCAUCAAGUGUA